AUGGUGAUUAGAGGCCCUCUCAUUCUCUUUCUCUUUGUCCAGCUGGUGGCUUCCGGUGGCGUUGCCACUCCCAAUUAUGUUAAUCGUAGCAGUUUUCCGGCGGGAUUCCUAUUUGGCACAGCUUCAUCUUCUUACCAGUAUGAAGGCGCAGCAAAUGAAGGUGGUAGAGGACCAAGUAUAUGGGACACUUUCACUCAGAGAUACCCAGAUAAGAUAAAGGACCAUACUAGUGGGGUGCUUGCCGAUGAUUCAUAUCAUCGUUACAAGGAAGAUGUGGGUAUAAUGAAGGACAUCGGAUUUGAUGCUUACAGAUUCUCUAUCUCUUGGUCCAGGCUAUUACCCAGUGGAAAAUUGAGUGGGGGAGUGAACCCUGAAGGAAUUACAUAUUACAACAAUCUCAUUAACGAGCUUCUAUCCAAUGGAUUGAAGCCAUUUGUGACUCUUUUCCACUGGGACCUUCCACAAGCACUUGAUGAUGCCUAUGGAGGUUUUCUGAAUCCCCAAAUUGUGAAUGACUUCAUAGAAUAUUCUGAGCUAUGCUACAGAGAAUUUGGUGAUAGAGUGAAGCAUUGGAUCACCUUAAAUGAGCCACUCACCUUCACUAGCUUGGGGUAUGCAUAUGGUUCAUUUCCACCAGCCAGGUGCUCAAAGUGGUUGCCCUUAAGCUGCGCUGGGGGUGAUUCGGGGACUGAACCCUAUGUGGUUGCACACCACCAGAUUCUUGCUCAUGCAGCUGCAGUCAACGUCUAUAGGGACAAAUACCAGCCAUCUCAGAAGGGAGAAAUUGGGAUUGCACUAAAUUCACCAUGGAUCGUGCCAUUAACCCGGUCAACUGCAGACAAUGAUGCAGCAUCUCGAGGACUUGCUUUCAGCUAUGGCUGGUUUAUGGAACCUCUAAAAUCUGGAUCCUACCCAGCAGAAAUGGUUACCCAUAUAGGAGAACGUCUGCCACAAUUUUCGAGGGAGCAAUCUUCAAUGGUUAAAGGAUCUUUUGAUUUCAUUGGGAUAAACUACUACACUGCAAAUUACGCUUCAAAUGUUCGUUGCCAAACUCAACAGCUUAGCUACCUCACAGAUUCAUGCCUAAGAUUUACAAGUGAGCGAAAUGGGAUUCCCAUCGGUCCAAAGGCUGCUUCGGAUUGGCUUUUUAUGUAUCCACAAGGAAUUCAAGAUCUUUUGCUCUACACCAAAAAUAAAUUCAACAACCCAGCCAUCUACAUAACUGAAAACGGAGUCGAUGAGCUUAAUAAUGGUAAAGUCUCUCUUGAAGACAACAUGAGAAUUGACUACUACAAUACCCAUCUUUCAUUUGUUCAAAGUGCCAUAAUGAAUGGAGUGAAUGUGAAGGGAUACUUUGCAUGGUCAUUAUUGGAUAACUUCGAAUGGGGCGAUGGAUACACCGUUCGGUUUGGGAUGGUGCAUGUAGAUUAUGAGGACGGGUUAAAAAGAUACCCUAAAAACUCAGCCAAGUGGUUCAAGAAGUUUCUAAAUCCAACGAAACAUAUAAAAUAA
This is a messenger RNA of Corylus avellana, 1512 nucleotides long. Its product is annotated as beta-glucosidase 12-like. Gene Ontology annotation, biological process: carbohydrate metabolic process. The record is from RefSeq and is a predicted model, not a curated record. NCBI's taxonomy places the organism in Eukaryota, Viridiplantae, Streptophyta, Magnoliopsida, Fagales, Betulaceae. Gene Ontology annotation, molecular function: beta-glucosidase activity.